This is a messenger RNA of Chrysochloris asiatica (Cape golden mole), 1868 nucleotides long. It is a transcript of the gene OSR2, whose product is annotated as odd-skipped related transciption factor 2. Gene Ontology annotation, biological process: urogenital system development; embryo development; regulation of transcription by RNA polymerase II. Gene Ontology annotation, cellular component: nucleus. The coding region runs from base 539 to 1477 and encodes 312 amino acids. The record is from RefSeq and is a predicted model, not a curated record. The transcript has 4 exons. Gene Ontology annotation, molecular function: DNA-binding transcription factor activity, RNA polymerase II-specific; RNA polymerase II transcription regulatory region sequence-specific DNA binding. Lineage: Eukaryota; Metazoa; Chordata; Mammalia; Afrosoricida; Chrysochloridae.
CGGGGCUGCUACUAAAACCCCAGACUCUCGGCCCUGGGCAGCCUGGGGAGGGACGCGGGCCUGGAUAGAGGUCGGCGCGCUUGCUGCUGGAGGGUGAUGGCGCUGCGAAGCUGCGAGCUCCGACCUCACCCAGAGUCGGCAGUGAGAGGCUAGCAGAGGCGCGGAGCUACCGGCCAGCGCUGAGCUCCAGCUCCAGGCGCCGAGGUCUUUCCACUUCCGCGUCCACUAACUCCGAUCAGGGUGAGGAGCCGCGCUUGCUUUGACUGCUGACUGCUCGCCGUUCUCCAGAUCAUGUCCACGGCUCCCGGGACUGGGCGCGGAACAAGAAGUUUGCACUGUGCGAAUCCAAGAAGCCUGCCUCACUGCGCGUCUCGUAGCCUGGACCGAGUCUGAGAGGCACUGCCCAGGCGGACUUUUCUGCGGGAGGGCCUUCUCUGUGUGCUAUUGCCUCUCUGGUUCUCGCCGGAGACCCCACGCCCUCCUCCUCUGAGUCCUGGAAGACAGAAGCGGCUCUCUCCGCGCCCCAGCAUCCCAGAAGAUGGGGAGCAAGGCCCUGCCGGCACCCAUUCCACUCCACCCGUCUUUGCAGCUCACCAAUUACUCCUUCCUGCAGGCCGUGAACACCUUCCCUGCCGCCGUGGACCACCUGCAGGGCCUGUAUGGGCUCAGCGCGGUGCAGACCAUGCACAUGAACCACUGGACGCUGGGGUACCCUAAUGUGCACGAGAUUGCCCGCUCCACCAUCACUGAGAUGGCGGCGGCGCAGGGCCUCAUGGAGGCGCGCUUCCCGUUCCCGGCUCUGCCCUUCACUACUCACCUCUUCCACCCCAAGCAGGGGGCCAUUGCCCAUGUUCUGCCAGCCCUGCACAAGGACCGGCCCCGUUUUGACUUUGCCAAUCUGGCUGUGGCCGCCACACAGGAGGACCCCCCCAAGAUGGGGGACCUGACCAAACUGAACCCGGGUCUGGGCAACCCUAUCUCCAGCCUCAGUAAAUUGACUCCGGACAGAAAGCCCUCCCGAGGGAGGUUGCCGUCCAAAACGAAAAAAGAAUUUAUCUGCAAAUUUUGUGGCAGACACUUUACCAAAUCCUACAACUUGCUCAUCCAUGAAAGGACCCAUACAGACGAGAGGCCUUAUACGUGUGACAUCUGCCACAAGGCCUUCCGGAGGCAAGAUCACUUGCGGGAUCACAGGUAUAUCCAUUCCAAAGAAAAACCCUUCAAAUGUCAGGAAUGUGGGAAAGGAUUUUGUCAGUCUAGAACUCUAGCAGUUCACAAAACUUUACAUAUGCAGGAAUCUCCACACAAAUGUCCCACAUGUGGAAGAACCUUUAAUCAGAGAAGUAAUCUGAAAACUCACCUUCUCACCCAUACAGACAUCAAGCCCUACAGCUGCGAGCAGUGCGGCAAAGUGUUCAGGCGAAACUGUGAUCUGCGGCGGCACAGUCUGACUCACACCCCGAGGCAGGACUUCUAGAGAAGCCCAGGAUCUGUCCCGUGCCGCAGCCGCUCCCCUUCCCAGACACCUCUCCACACCUCCCUCCUGGAGGUCCCAUCCCAGUCCCCUACUCACCCCAGCUCUUGCCUUGCUGCAGCAGCACCUGCAGUUCCAAGGAGUUAACUCUUCUCAAGGACUGAGAACUGUAGAAAGUCACACACACGUACAUCCCUUCACAAAGAGCAUACGCUAGUUUAUUGUAGAUAUUCACAGCUCAUUUUAGAGCUCUGUACAUAAUUUCGUGGGUCUUUGUUUUUGUUGUGUUUUUGUUUUUGUAUCUUGUUGGAUGCACCUAGAUAUGGAAAAUGGAAGUCAAAUUUAUCUUUAAAGACUGUAUUUCAAAAUAAAACUUGGUAUGUUUCAAACUUCC